Cuculus canorus (common cuckoo) is the source of this 899-nucleotide messenger RNA. RefSeq names its product feather keratin 2. Bases 129 to 479 code for a protein of 116 amino acids. The record is from RefSeq and is a predicted model, not a curated record. NCBI's taxonomy places the organism in Eukaryota, Metazoa, Chordata, Aves, Cuculiformes, Cuculidae. Gene Ontology annotation, molecular function: structural constituent of cytoskeleton. Gene Ontology annotation, cellular component: intermediate filament. The transcript is spliced from 2 exons.
AAAGGAUGUCUGUCGUCCUCAGGCCAUCCAAGACAGAGUAUAAAAGCUAACUCAUCUCGUGGUCCUUCCUACCACUUCUCUUUCCUUUCUCCUCUUCUGGGAACAAGACUUACCUGCAUCCCACAGCCAUGUCCUGCUACGAGCGGUGUCCACCCACAUCCUGUGGUCCAACCCCACUCGCCAACAGCUGCAACGAGCCCUGUGUCAGGCAGUGCCAGGACUCGACAGUGGUGAUCCAGCCCUCUCCGGUGGUGGUGACCCUGCCUGGACCCAUCCUCAGCUCCUUCCCUCAGAACACCACUGUGGGAUCUUCAGCAUCUGCAGCUGUGGGGAGCAUCCUUAAUGCUGAAGGAGUGCCCAUCUCCACUGGUAGCUCCUUGGGAUUGGGGAGCUUUGGCUAUCCGGGCUUGGGCAGUGGCUACAGCCGACCCUACCGUCGCUACAACUCCUACCGCAGUGGCUUCUACGGGCCGUGCUAAAGUGUGAGGAGCAAGCAUGGAGAAACAACCAGGAAUGCUGAAGCAUGACCCGACACAGGACUGAGCUCAUGGCCAUGGUUUCCAGAAGUGAUGUUAGAUACCCACAACUCCACUUGAAGUUAAUGGAGCAGUGGGAGCCUGACAUCCCCUAAAAUCCGACCCCUACUUUUGUGAUACCACUUUAUAUUUCUAAUUGAGUACGUAGUUCUGCUGCGCUGUAUUUGAUACUGCCUGGGGUAAAACUUCUAAUUUAGACAGUAGGUGGGACUUGAUUGUCAAGGCAGAAUGCAACACGGAAAGAGCGGCUCUGUCCAUGGAACACAUCACCAUAAGAUGUACCAUUCUUCCUAUAUUGAAACCUAUUGCUUUGCAGUAUUUUAACCUACUCUUUGGCAUUAUUAAAGUUACGCUUUUAUCAUA